This is a messenger RNA of Stylophora pistillata, 456 nucleotides long. Its product is annotated as biopolymer transport protein ExbD-like. NCBI's taxonomy places the organism in Eukaryota, Metazoa, Cnidaria, Anthozoa, Scleractinia, Pocilloporidae. The record is from RefSeq and is a predicted model, not a curated record.
AUGGGUGCAUCACUUUCAAAAAAAAGGCGUGGAAAAAGAUCUUUAAGACGUGAUUUUGGCGUCAUGAGCGAGAUCAAUGUGACACCCUUGGUCGAUGUUAUGUUAGUUCUGCUUGUUAUUUUUAUGGUCACAGCUCCUUUAAUGACCGUUGGAGUGUCUGUAGAUUUACCAGAAGCCUCUGCGCCCGCAAUUAAUGAAAAUGUGGAACCUUUAACAAUUUCUGUUGAUAAAGAAGGGCAAAUUUUUGUCCAAGAAACACCCGUUGAUUUAGAAACGCUCGUUCCAAAACUCAAAGCAAUUACGGGUGAGAAGCACGAUUCAAGGUUGUUUGUGCGUGGUGAUCAAAGUUUGACUUAUGGAAAGAUCAUGAAAGUUAUGGGCGCUUUAAAUGAAGCAGGAUUUUCAAAAGUCGCCCUUUUAGCAGAACUCCCUGCACCAAAACAUGCUGUGGGGUAA